Messenger RNA from Parasteatoda tepidariorum (common house spider), 4395 nucleotides. Its product is annotated as protein ced-11-like. Gene Ontology annotation, molecular function: monoatomic cation channel activity. The record is from RefSeq and is a predicted model, not a curated record. Gene Ontology annotation, biological process: metal ion transport; monoatomic cation transmembrane transport. Gene Ontology annotation, cellular component: plasma membrane. Lineage: Eukaryota; Metazoa; Arthropoda; Arachnida; Araneae; Theridiidae.
AUGAAUGUUGAAUUUGGCAAAUGCUCGUUAAAGCGUACCAGUGCUGAGGAAAGUACUCCUGAAAAGUUCCAGCAAAGUAAAAAAGAAGAUAACUUCAAGUUUGGUCAUCUUUAUGAUGGAGAGCAUACCGAAAAGGCAAAGCACCUGCCAUUUAUGCUUAUUCACCAUACAGUUCCAAUGGACACCGUCAUUUCAGAAAUGCUUCAUGAAUGGAAAAUACAUCUUCCAAAAAUUGUAUUGCUAAUCAUAUCCGGAUCCAAAAACCAUUGUUCCGACUACCACAAAGUAAAAAAGCUUAAGUCUUUGCUAACAGAAGGAUUGGUAAAUGCUCUGCAUACGACUGAAACAUGGGUAUGUUUGGACAGCCUUGACCGGGAAUUCGGUAGGAAACUUGGAAAGGAACACGAAAAAGAAACAUAUCAUCGGAAAGUCUUGAUGAAAAGUAUGCAGAAACGAGAUUCCUUUUAUCCAAACAGUGCUUUGAUCGGUGUGUGCGCCACCAACAAGGUUAAUGUAGUUGAAAAGUUUGGAUUGGAAGACAGUGAGGAUCACGGUAAAGAAAAUGGCAACUUAAACAAGCAUUUGAAUUAUUACAUAUUUGUUCAGGCUAAGAAAGAACAAAGUAAGAGAAAUGAAGAAUUUGUUAUUUUGAAUUUUAUUAAAUAUCUUGGACAAGACAAAAGGAUAGGAAAUACUGGAGUCCAGGAUGACAGAAGUAUACCUAUAAUGGCGAUUAUUUGUCAAGGUGAUUUAGAACAAAUUGAUCUUGUUCUAAAGUGUAUGAAAAAUAAUUUUCCUGUUUUGGUAAUUCAGGGAUCAUGUGGAUUGGCAAAUUUAUUAUUUUUUACUUAUAGCCAGGUGAUUCGCCGCCCAGAGAGCACAAACGAAGCUGAGUAUUUAGAAACAGUUGUAAAGCCCCAGGUUGUUCUAGAAAUAAAUCGGCAUUUUCCUAAUUUAUACAAUUCAGGAGUUUCAGACAGGAAACUUUGCAGUAAAUUGAUAGACUGCAUAAGAUAUUCAAAACAAGGGGAUCGCGAAUUUAUGACCAUAUUGAAACCUAGUGAUUUAGAAACCAGCAGUGAAUCUUUAACUACUUUUCUCUUAAAAGCGUCUCUCAAAAGCCAACUUGAAGUUCAAAGUAAAGAUUUCCACCAUGUGAAAGAUAAUCUGCUUUUGGCUAUAGACUGGAAUUGCCCGGAAGCAGCCAGGACAGAAGUGUUUUCCAAAGAUGUAACUAGUAAAUUACACGCUGAUCAUGAAAUGUUUGCCAAAGUUUUAAUUGCGCCAAGAAGGGAAGAAUUUGUAGACAUGUUCUUAAGCCAAGGUUUUAAAGUUCAUAAAUUUCUUGAUGGUGAUACAUUAACUAAUCUUUUUGCCGUUUCUUUGAAUCGAGAGUAUUUCAGAACAGUGAUUUGGGAAACUGUUUUUGGACUCGGAAAGACAGCAGUUAUGUCCCGACAUUUUAUAGACACUAAAUUAAUAAAGUUGUUACAAAAGCUAACAAGCAUCCCGGACAUUAUCAGCACUAAGACUUUAGAUCAAAACGCGAGAGGAAUGUAUAGUAAAUACUCAUCUACACAUGCAGAGCAAAAAGCUCUCGUUGCAUUAGCUAUUUGGAGUAUAUUGUCAUACCGAAUUAGUCUCGCUAAAGUAAUAUGGAAAUACUCAGCUCAACCAAUUCAUUUGGCUCUUGUUUAUUCAAUAAUUCUUAAUAAGACCCAAUAUUCAAUACCGGAGUUUAUUCUGAAUGAUGAAAUAAAGAAAGACGUCAUGGAGUUUAACUUGAUGGCUGCGGAAUUAAUGGCUCUCUGUUACGAAAAAAGCACCCAACGUGGUUUGAAUUUACUGCGUGAUAAGGACGAUUUAUGGUCAUUUAAGCCUCUAUUGGAAAUAGCUGCUUUUGCAAAGAAUCGCCAAUUUAUUGCAACCGAGUGCUGCCAGCUAUAUUUGGAUAACCAAUUAAAUGGUAGGCUGAUCAUAAAAGAUUUGCCUUAUGGAGAUUUUACAGUACCUAAGGGCGUAAAAAUUAUUCUGGCUGCAUUAUUUGUUUUCCCAAUGUGGUUUUGGGUUGAUCCACCCGAAGUUGAAACAGCAUCAACUGAAUCAAAUGAACUGAAACAAAUUGAAAAUAAUAUUGAGAAAAUUGAUUCGAAGACUUUUAUAAAAAGGGAUCUCGGUUCUGCACUUUUAAAAAGUAUUUACAAUUUGUAUAGCUCACCAAUAUGUAAAUUUUGGUUAUGCCAAGUGUUUUACGCGAUAUAUCUUUUUUUAUUCAGCAUUGCCGUUUUGUGGCCUUCGUGUGGAAAUCCACGUUUGGAUUUCUGGAUGAGUGUAUGGACAGGAGUAAUUAUUAUCGAUGCACUAUACCAGAUACUAAUUUUACCAGAGAGUGCUUCUUUAAAGUUAAGGUACAUCGAAGUUCUAUGGAUGAUAAUAUUUUUCUUAUGUUACACAAGUAAUAGAGUGCUAAUGUAUAAAAACUUCAUCACUCCAUAUGUAAUAAAAGUCAUAUUAUGUUUGGCAUUAUUAUUUUUCUUCUAUCGAGUGAUUUUUCGAGCUUUUACCCUUUCACCAAAAUUAGGACCUAUGUUAUAUCAAAUCAAAAGAAUGGCACUUGUUGAUUUCUUAGGUUUUAUCAGAGUAACAGCGCUCAUCAUGUUCAGCAACGGUGUAGUGAUACACGCAAUUAUCUAUCCGGAUUACCCGUUCACGUACGAGCUUUUUAAAAGAAUAUUUUACAGAACUGCACUAUCCCUAUUUAAAAUGACAGUACCUGAACUUGGAACAGUUCACCCGAAGUGUAUAAGGCUUAAGAGAUCUCCAAACGGACUCAGUUUUUAUGGACUCCCUGAUUACGAGUGCAGGGUUGGGAAAUACUUUUUACCAGAAUGCCCGAAUCCAGGAAUCUGGCCUUAUGUUUUCAGUUUUCAAUAUUUCCUUUUACUUCGCAUUGUUCUUUUGACAUUAUUAAUGGCGUUAUUUAGCAAUACGCAAACGAGAUUGGCAGAAGUAGGUACUGAAAUUUGGAAAUAUCAUCGUUAUCAAACGAUUUAUGACUUCUCCAAUCGCGUUGCUUUUCCAGCUCCUUUUAGUCCAAUCAUGUACUGCAUUAAAUUCUUCAAAUGCAUUUAUUCUUUCCUCUGUCGAACAAAAAGUAGAAAAUGUCGAGCAGGAGCUAUGAAAGAAGAAGAUUUACAGUAUUGGAAGGAUCUAACUUCAGAUUACUACACGCGCAAUUUGAAAGAAACCGUUCGCGUUGAAAAUUCUUCGAAGUCUCGUAUAGAAAAAUGGAUUUUUUUAAAAGAAGAAAUUGGCAAGCAGAAACUUAUGAUAAGAAAUUGGCAAGGGCACUUGACGGACAUACAGAUUCGAUCAAAACACACUUAUAAGGUCUUGAGAAACAGUCAAUUACAAGUAUCUCUUAGAAAACGACUAGGAAUGGAGAAUGUACCACAGCUAUUUUCCAGGAUCAGUCCAUACCCCAAUACACAGGUAUUCCGAUUUCCGGUUUCAGAUAAGCGAGUGCAAUGGAGCAACAGUUGGCAAAAUUACGAACCAAUUGCUUAUACAAUGCCGAAAGAAGACUUUUCGCCCGAUGUACGCCCAUACGUUGAUAUUGACAUACAGAGAAUUAGAGAAGCUGAAGGGGAUGACUUUAAAAUGCCCAUGUUUCAGUGGAAUACAUCGUCCGUCAGUCCGGUAGGUAUCAGUUAUAAUCGCCUGUCUUGGAUUCGAAAUAAAUUUGGCAACCCUUUCAUGUACAGUCUGGAUACCGAUGACUUGCCAAUGAAUCCCCAGGGAAGAACAGGUCUCCGAGGUCGUGGUUAUCUUCCUCGAUGGGGACCCAAUCACCAUAUCUACGUUAUUGUCACUCGUUGGCAAGAAGUUGAGUCAGCGUUUUAUCAUCAAUAUCUUGAAGUUGUUUUAUCCACUAAAGAUGAUUUGUUUUUACCCGGAGGUUUUGUUACGUCUGAAAACCCCUAUUCCACUAUACGAACGAUUUUUCAAGCGAUUGAUGAAUGGUUUUCGGAAGAAGACAUGUUGGAUUUUUUUAAAUCAUUGUCGAGUGAUAUUCAUGUUACCAAAGCCAAAAAUAGACGCGCUUCCAUCCACGGUAAAACUCAGUCGGCAGGUGUUGAAGAAAAUGACGCAAUGAUUUCUGAAAGAGUUUUGAAAGGUUAUCUAGACGAAGCUGUUAACACAGAUCAGGCAUGGUGCGAAGCUGAAGUUUGGCAUGUUCAUUAUGAUGGUUUAUGCAAAAUUGAUCACUAUUUUGAUAGUGAUUUUAAAUGGGUCGUUUUGAAUGAAGAAAUUCUGAAUAGAGUUCCACCAGGUCAAGCUUAUCUCUUGAAUCACGUUGCAAAGAAAAUGAAGGCUAGUUUAGAUGUCUUAUAA